This is a messenger RNA of Sparassis crispa, 582 nucleotides long. RefSeq lists its product as hypothetical. Gene Ontology annotation, cellular component: mitochondrion. Lineage: Eukaryota; Fungi; Basidiomycota; Agaricomycetes; Polyporales; Sparassidaceae. The transcript has 4 exons. The record is from RefSeq and is a predicted model, not a curated record. Gene Ontology annotation, biological process: mitochondrial fission. The coding region runs from base 1 to 582 and encodes 193 amino acids.
AUGUCGUCCACUUCGAAGAUUGAUGCGCUUGCGGACCGCGAUGUCGAUACAACCGAUACCGAACUCCGUUACAUGGCAUAUGCUGCACGGUUGAGAACAGCCGUGCGUGCUGGACAUCGUUACAUUGCCUAUACUAGUGAUGUUGGAGAGGCUUUCCGUCCAGUCGUUCCUCCAGUUGUUGUUAGUGCUGCAUACGGCAUCUCUUGGUUAUAUCUUGCGGGUGAUGUGAGCUACGAAUCAUACAAAGCUCACCGAAAGGGUCCAUCUCCGUUAGAAGCUGCGCACUUCUCCGAGCCAACUCGAAUUGGGAUGGUCGCCGUUAAACGCGCAGUGUUUCAGUCCAUAGCCUCGAUGGCUCUUCCCGCUUUUACAAUCCAUACCGCCGUCAAGCAGGCCAAGAAAAUGUUCGUGAAUACCCGAAGUCCGCGCGUUAAGGCAUGGGGGCCGACUGCUACCGGUCUUGCUAUCGUACCCAUCCUUCCUUACCUUUUCGACAAACCCGUGGAGCACGCUACUGAUUACGCUUUUGAGUGGAUAGAGAAGCAGAUGGUGGAAGGGGAUUCCAAGACACAGUCGCGAUAA